AUGUGUUACCUACAAGUUGACGAGCAACAAGCUGGAUCAUCGUCGUCGCUGAUCAAGGUAUACUGCGAUAUGACAUCCGAUUCAAUCCCAGAAGGACUGGUUGGAAGUUACAAACUACUAGGGUUCAUUGGCGCUCCUUUGGAAGACUGUAUUAGCGACGGCAACAAAACUGUGCCAACUGCCACCGCAGGGCAAUUGAACUACGCGCUGAUCAGCUCCUGGAUCGAAGACUGCCAAUCUCACGAGGUGUGUAGCAUGGGACGAAGCUCGAAUUCCGCAGUUGCUACGGAUCUUUGGCUGGUCGACGUACAAGAUAUGUGCCUAGUCCAGCGGUACUGGGAUUGUAGCUACGUUGCUCUUAGCUAUGUCUGGGGGGGCCUCACAGCAUUUCGGAGCCAGAAGGCCAAUUUUCCCAGCCUGCAAAUCCCUGGCUUUCUGAAAGGCGUCAUGGGGGAAAUACCACGGGUUAUCCAGGACGCCAUUGGAUUUACCGCCAGCAUCAAGCAAAGAUAUCUUUGGGUAGACUCCUUGUGCAUUGUGCAAGACGAUGACGCUUUCAAAGAAAAGUACAUCCCACAAAUGCACCUGAUAUAUCAAUCAGCCCUGGCAACCAUCAUAGCUGCAUCAGGAAAGGAUGCGAACGAUGGUCUGCCGGGCGUCUCUUACCCCCGUAAGGAACCCAACACCCCAAUCAAGUUUGGCGCUCGAUCGCUGGAAGCCAAGUCUCCCGCUCUCUUGCCGCUCCUGUGGAAAUCGAAGUGGAAGUCGAGAGCUUGGACUUUCCAGGAAGGUGUGUUUUCCAGAAAUCGCAUAUACCUCACGGACUACCAAGCAUACUGGGUUUGCUCCCAUCAUGUGGCUUCAGAAAGCAGCACUCAGUAUCAUUACCACGGAAUGGCACUUUGGGACAAUGUCUCAACUGGUCUGUUUUCCCGCUCCGUCCUCAUGUCCCGACAAAAGUUUUAUGAGAGUCUUGUCAACGAAUAUUCAGACAGAAGACUCUCUUAUCAUUCCGAUUCGCUGAAUGCCUUUGCCGGAUUGCUUUCAAAGAUGGGGGAGGUGUUUGGCUGGUCAUUUGUCAGUGCUAUCCCAGAGAGCAACUUCGAGUCCUUCCUUUUCUGGGGGCCGCGUCUCGGCAAUACGCUUCGACCAAGACAUAAAGCGAAGCAAGAUUCGGAUGCACAGCUCUGCCGCUCGCCUACCUGGUGCUGGACGGCAUGGGAGGGGCAUGUGUACUGGGAUCCCUCGAGAAAAGAAAAAUUCAUGGGGAAAGCAGUGACUACAAAGUCUGAGGUUGAAGGGUACUGGAUCAGCAAGACAAUCGGAUUUAGGAAGAUUGGCGAGGCAGGAAGCCCCAACCAUGGUGGCCAAAUUCUUGCUUCAUCACCGCCCGAGAAGCAGCCAAGUAUGCCGGACUCUCAUCACCUGGAGAUUGAUAUCCCACCAAACACUCUUAUGUUCAAGGCAAAGAUCAUCAACGCUACAGCCUUUGAGAUAAAGUCCCCAGACUUCGACCCAGCUUGCAGUCGUUACUUUCGAGGGAAUUUGACCUGCGCAGGUUGGUUGUAUGACAGCAAUGGCCGACAUUGCGGAACCCUUCGUGGAAUCAAUUUCUCUGAACAUCAUGACCAGGAGAAAUGGGAAAUGAUUUUGCUGUCGCGCAGCGAUCAAGACGAGGUCUUACAAGCUGACAUCGACGCCACGCCAAGCACUAACUUGCCUCUGGAGUAUCCCUCCGCCAAAGAGUACUACGAAGAAAUAUUCGAUACGACGGCGUACAAAUACCGAAGGUGGUGGGCCCUAAACAUCAUGUUGGUCGAAAGGAAGGGUAUGUGGGUGGAACGGGUUGCUGUUGGGCAAAUUCAUGCUGACGCGUGGGAUUCCGCUCUUGGGCAGUCAUCUCCGGAAACAAUUUUCUUAGCUUGA
Messenger RNA from Colletotrichum siamense, 1926 nucleotides. RefSeq lists its product as uncharacterized. Bases 1 to 1926 code for a protein of 641 amino acids. The record is from RefSeq and is a predicted model, not a curated record. NCBI's taxonomy places the organism in Eukaryota, Fungi, Ascomycota, Sordariomycetes, Glomerellales, Glomerellaceae. The transcript has a single exon.